Messenger RNA from Aphidius gifuensis, 2205 nucleotides. RefSeq lists its product as uncharacterized. The transcript is spliced from 4 exons. Bases 40 to 2166 code for a protein of 708 amino acids. NCBI's taxonomy places the organism in Eukaryota, Metazoa, Arthropoda, Insecta, Hymenoptera, Braconidae. The record is from RefSeq and is a predicted model, not a curated record.
GGAGAAAUAUUGAUAGAGACAUCAGAAGUCAACAAGAAGAUGACACGUCAAGGUGUUAAUUUAUUUGUGAUAUUUGCAUUGUUAUCAAUUGCAAUUGCAAAAUCACCACCUGGUCCGUCACCAUGGUCUGCUUAUGCAUCAAAACCAGUUUAUGCCAGAGCAUUGGGUCCACCAGGUGGAAUUGGUUCAAUAACUGUUCCCUACAAGCCAAAAGUAUCGCCUUUCUUUCCAAAAUUUGUUGAUCCAUCAAUGAUGAUUGCCAAAAAGACAGAUAUGCUGUCAAAUUUUUUUGGCGGUACCUAUCCUGGAACAUUAACAUCUUUUUAUGGACCAGCUAAACCAGCCCCAUCUUAUGCUGAUGAUACAAGUAAAGAUGUUAAUGAUCUUGAAGAAAUUUUGGGUGAUAAAUCAUCGAGUCCAUUAAAACGUGGAAUCUUCGGACCAGUUGUACCAAAAGUUGGACCUGUUGCACCGAAAUUUGGACCAUUUGGACCUAAAUUUGGACCUGGAUCAUUGCCAUUUACACCAUUUGGUCCAUUUGGAGGAAAAUUUGGUUCAUAUGAUGGUUCAGAUGUCAGUGGUUCAUCUGAAACAGCAACAAAUUCAUUUGAUUCACGUAGAAAAAGAAGUAUAACUGAUACAGCAUCUGUAACUCCACCACCGUAUCCAGGACUUGGUCCAAUUGCUGAAGAAUCAGAAGAUGACACAGCUGGAAUACCAAAAUCAUUUUUCCCUGGAAUGUUUGGACCUUUUGGAUCAUUUAAACCAGUCAGUCCAUUUGCUGCUAGUCCUGUUGUUGAUCCAACUAUAUUUAUUUCUAAAAAAAAAAGUUUUCUUGAUUCAUUAUUUAAAACUCUUGCAACAAGUACGCCAGCAACAGCAGCAGCAGCAGCAGUUACUGAUGCUCCAGUAGCAAAACCAACAGAUUUUCCAGCAGAUUUUUGGUCAUCAUUUGAAACAGUUACUGCAGCUCCUCCAGUUGCUAAAAGUACAGUUGUUCCUCCUGGUUAUUGGGCACCAUCUGCUAUUAUUCCAGGACCAUUAGAAUAUUCAAAUAAAGUUUCUGAUUUUUUAGAUAAAUUAUUUGACAGUAUUAAACUUAAUAAAACAACAGUAUCACCAAAAAUUGCAAGAUCAUUAAUAUCAGAAAAUGAAUUUCCAACGACAAAAGUUGCUAGAUCAGUUGAUGAUUUUACAACAAUAUCAGCAGCAAAAGAUGCAAUUGUUGAUUCAAUAAUUGAUGAGCUUACUUCAUUAAAAACUGAUAUGUUUAAUACAAUGAAUGAUUUUAUUGCUGCACAAACACCAGCAGUACCUGUAUCACCAUUUCCAACAAAACCAACAAAACCAGGAAAAGUUGGUAAACCAAUAAAACCAACAUCACCAUUUAAAGCAGCUUUUGCAUCGAUGUGGGCACCACCACCACCAGUAGACACAACUUUACCAUUUAAACAAAAAAUGACUGUUUUAAGUCAAGUAUUUGACAUGUUGACUGGUUUACAAAAAAAUAUAACACUUGCUAUUCAAGAUUCAAUUGCAAAAUCAUCAUCAUCAUCAGCUGAUGCCACAAGUGAUGAUUUAAAUGCCGUUCAAAGUCUUGCUUCAAGUACAGAUGUUGCUGCUCAAUUAAAUUCAACACUUUUAGAUGCAAUUAAAAAUAAAUUAGACAGCCUAGAUGCACCAGCACCAGUUGAUCCUUUUUAUGUUGGUAAAUAUGCAAGAGCAUUGUCAUCAUCCUCAUCACCAGGUAGUGGAACACCAUUCUGGGCAAAUUCACCAAGUGCUACUGAAAAAAGACAAGCCAAUUAUGACGGUAAUGGUGAUGAUGAUGAUGAUGUUUAUGAAGAAUAUCAACACAAUCAAAAUAACAACAACAACAAUCAUGAUCAAUUUAAACGUGGAGUUAAAAUGGCAAUGCAUCAAGGCUAUCAGAGUAUGCCUCCUGGAACAAUUGAAAGUGUACAAGCUGGUGGUGGUUCUGUUCCUGGACAUCAGGGUGGCGGUAUUAAACUUCUUAUUAAAAUGCCGUCAUAUUCCCCAGCCAAUCAAAAUGAACAAGAAAAUGGCAAUUAUGAAGAUUAUUCUAAUCAAUGGACAAACUGGGUAGAAUAUAUGAAAAAUCAAAAUGAAGGAAGACGAAAUAAUCAUCAUCAUAAUCGUCAUUAAAUAUUGAUUAAAAAAAAAAUUAUUAACCACCAAUGCUGC